AUGGGUAGCACCACCUCAUCAACAACAUCCCACCCCAUAGUGUUCUUGCUCUUGCUUUCACUCAUGAUUUCCCAGAGCUGUUGGCACGUUGAUGGGCGUGGAAUCAAAACUACCAUCUUUCUCAACAACCAACUUCCUCAAGAGUCCGACGUCUUCAAGGUUCACUGCUUCUCCAAAGACAAUGAUCUUGGGUACCAUGAUGUCUCAAAAGAUAAUUCGCCAUUUGCGUGGUCCUUUAGCGAGAACUUUUGGGGUACUACGUUGUUCGCUUGUCACUUUUGGUGGGGUUCCAAAGAUAAAGCUUUUGAUGUAUUUGGAGGUGCUAUCCAUCCAAAAAUAGAUCCAACCAAGAAGUUCCACGCAGGGAAAUACUAUUACUAUGUUAGGUCUGAUGCUUUUUACCUAUCUCAUAAUGGCAAUCCCUCCGAAGCUCGAAAGGUUGUGACUUGGUAA
Messenger RNA from Ipomoea nil (Japanese morning glory), 453 nucleotides. RefSeq lists its product as uncharacterized. Bases 1 to 453 code for a protein of 150 amino acids. NCBI's taxonomy places the organism in Eukaryota, Viridiplantae, Streptophyta, Magnoliopsida, Solanales, Convolvulaceae. The transcript has a single exon. The record is from RefSeq and is a predicted model, not a curated record.